AUGGCAGACAGAAUAUGGCAGCACUACUCCCUCUCUCCCUCUGGAACUGCUCGCCAUGAUUACGUCUCUGCUAGAUUCAGAACACUCAAGGCUCUGAUGCUAACCAAGCGGACACUAUGCGCCUUCGCAAGCAGCUAUGUAUUCUGCAUUAUCUCAUUGUACGACGAGAAUGAAAGCUGCGAGGCCUUCAAGUCCAUCAUGCACACACGGGUGGAAGAGCACGUGCGCAAGCUCUACCUCAACACUCGGACUAUUUGA
Messenger RNA from Penicillium mononematosum, 258 nucleotides. RefSeq lists its product as uncharacterized. The transcript has a single exon. Lineage: Eukaryota; Fungi; Ascomycota; Eurotiomycetes; Eurotiales; Aspergillaceae. The record is from RefSeq and is a predicted model, not a curated record. The coding region runs from base 1 to 258 and encodes 85 amino acids.